Molecule: messenger RNA, 548 nt
Organism: Cryptotermes secundus
Lineage: Eukaryota; Metazoa; Arthropoda; Insecta; Blattodea; Kalotermitidae
Exons: 4
Coding region: 24-410 (128 amino acids)
Source: RefSeq, a predicted model, not a curated record
CUGAUAAACUCUACAAGGGGACAAUGGAACGAGGAGCCGCUGUAGCGAGGCCAACAGUUGGACUGGACUUCUGCUACAGCAGUCAUUCGCCAUUUUCCACGAUGUCAAGGGCCGUCAUGUUGUUCAGUGUUGCCACUCUGACGGUGGCAACUACACUAAAGGAAGUUUCCACCAGCAGACCGAUUUGUCAUGAGGCGGGGAAAGAGUGCCCUGCAUCUCCAAACUUCUGCUGUAACGGCUGCUGUAGAAAUGGUGUCUGCACAACAUAUGACGACGAUCCUGAAUACUGCGCCAACAAUCCUUGCGCCAUUGAGUACUGUCCCCAGGGACAGGAAUGUCACGUCGCAGCUCAGCUAGAGUGCUCUCGACCGCCCUGUAGGAAGUCCACGUCGUGUAAACCCAAAGCAUAGCAGCACGAAGAUCAGUGUCAAUGCAUGAUAGCUUAUGGUUUAAAACUUUACAGGACACUGGUAACUACAUAGUAUAUGUACCACGUCCAACGUUUAUAAGUACUUUUUAAGGGAAUAAAAUUGUCAGAGUCAAAGUCA